AAGGAAGAGAGAAACAAGAGAGCAAGCAAGAUGAUACCCUAUCUCCAUAUUAUCUUCACAUUUCUAUUCCUUUGUUUUACUAUUACUUCCUUUACAUUCCUCCAGGAGAUCCGUACGGAGCUACCUUCACUCCGCCCGCUGAAGAGGACUCACCUGGGUGAGUUCAAAACAGCCCUCGGGACUUUACAGGAGGGCUUUUUCGACUUGUCAACCGGAACCUAUCCUACAGGUAUUGACUGGACAUCGGCAGUACUGGGAACGUACCUUGCGGCCGGAACCCACACCCUGUCCGAAAUUGCGGAGGAAAGAGCCCUUUCAAAUUCAUACUUUGCACAACUGAUAGCUUUCUUUUACGGCCAGGAUGACCAAGGACUGCGCCGUCAAGCUUUCGACGAUAUUCUCUGGGUGGUGCUUGGCUGGCUGGAGGCUCUAAAAAUGAUAGAUUAUCGAGAAGAAACCUUCAGAGAUCCCGAGUGGACAGGUGGAGAAUGGCGGAAGCCUUUUGCUCAACGAGCGCUCGAGUUCUACCUUCUCGCUGAGAGGGGCUGGGAUACGGCGCUUUGUGGCGGUGGGAUGCUCUGGAGUCCUUACCUGGAUCCCUACAAGAACGCCAUAACGAACGAGCUGUAUAUAUCCGCCAGCGUCGGAAUGUAUCUUUACCACGGCGACCGGAAUGAGCGCUAUUUAUUUAAUGCGAUCAGAGGACACGAAUGGUUAAGGAACAGCAACAUGACCAACAAACAGGGGCUCUAUACCGACGGCUUCCAUAUUUCGAAUGACAAAGGCGUGGGGGAGAAGUUAUGCGACGUGAGGGACGAAAUGGUUUACACGUACAAUCAGGGUGUGCUCCUAAGUGGGCUACGCGGGCUCGCGGAGGCAACAGGUGACGAGGCUUAUUUAUUGGAAGGAUUCGAACUGGUGGAUGCCGUGGUGGGGAGUGAGAACCGUGUGGGGGAGAUUGUUCGUGACGGGAUUCUCACAGAAAAGUGCGACAUUGGAGGGUACUGUUCUCAGAAUGGCCAUACGUUUAAAGGUAGGUUAGGACUAUAGUGCCGGCGCAAGAAAUUUGCUUCCGCCUCCCAUACCCAUGUUCCCUUUUCUCACUUGUUUAAAACUUAUGAAUAUGCAUGCACCAGGCAUAUUCUUCCAUCACUUGACGCUUUUCUGCGAGCCCCUACCCACCAUAUCAUCCAGCAAAGCUUUCAGCCAGGCAAUAAGGUCAGGGCACCUCGAACGCUGCACCGAUCUACACAGUUUCAUCCGCGAGAACGCUGCGGCGGCAUGGAGCACCCGCAAUCCGAAGGGCGUUGUCGGAACCUGGUGGGGCUCCCCGAAGCAUGUGUCCCCCUCCGACAAGUUCGAGACGAUUCUGGACCCCGGAGCCGUGGAUAUUCAAAAUGGCGGCGAGAUCGGUGGCCCACUAUCCAUCCCGAUGGACAACGCAGCAGGCGGAGACUUGAAUGAUAGGGGUCGUGGAAGAACGGUCGAGAGUCAUUCGGGCGGAUUAGCGGCUUUGAGAGCCGUCUUGCAAGUCGCUGAGAAGAGUUAAGCCAUGAUGUACCACCCCGCGGUAGUAGGAGUAUGAUACCCCGUUUUUUCCCCUCUCCCUUCUAGAUUUCCUUUCAUGUUGCCUUAUAAUAAAGUAUGGGAUACCGGUAACUUGGGACUCCUGAACCGUCUUUAUUAUGGGUGUGCUGCUUGUGUUUUCUAUGAACGAUGUCAUGCCGUCCAUAUUCGGGGGCCGCGGUGCGGUACCGUACACUCGUAGAGGGUGGGGGCUUAGCCCUAUUACGUAUAGCGAGCGGGGAUACUUUUUUAUCAAUUAAUUGGCCACCAUGCCGUCCUUCAAUUGUGGUUA
Molecule: messenger RNA, 1858 nt
Organism: Tuber aestivum (summer truffle)
Lineage: Eukaryota; Fungi; Ascomycota; Pezizomycetes; Pezizales; Tuberaceae
Source: the annotation of a GenBank genome assembly